AUGUCAUCACUCCAACUUCUAGAAUGUCCUUCGUGCGGCAAGGGCAGUUUCAAGGACCAUGUCGCUGUCGCUCGACAUAUGAGCCAACCUCGCUCUGGCUGCAAUACUUGGCUGCAGAAUCUGAUAUGCUUGGAUGAAUCGAAUAAUCCUGUGAAUAUGGAUGAGUCAGACAUCAGAGUAAAUAAUUCUGACAUGGAGUCUGGUGGUUUUGAAAAUUGGGAUAAGGUGUUCCAAGGGAGUAGAAUGGAGGACCAGGUUCAUGACGAGCAAACACCAACUCGCGAUUCGGAAGUUAUGGACUCAUAUCCUGACUGUGCACAAUCAUACGGCAGGGGCUACACGUUCCUGGACUUAUUCAAUAUGGACGAGAACAGCAAACACCGUGUUACGAAUCCAUAUUAUCCUUUCAGUGGCCAGAGAGACUGGGAGGUUGGGUCAUGGUUGCUUCACUCAGGGUUAAGCAUGGGGAAGAUAGAUAGUUUCCUUUCGCUCGAGAUGAUAAAGACCCUUCCGUUGUCGUUCAGUUCGGCCAAGGAACUAUGCGGCAGAGCGGAAAUGUUACCCAGCGGUCCACGCUGGAUGUCUCAAACAAUACCUACAAUGCAUCCCACGAAAUCACCUGUUGUCUUGUAUUGGUGUGAUCCCUUAGAUUGUGUUUCAAGUCUUCUCAACCACCCUGCCUUUCAUGAUGAGCUAGACUUUACACCUCGCAGGGUGUAUACCACUGCGCAGCAGCUGUGCCGUGUAUAUUCAGAAUGGAUGACCAGCGAUGACGUGUGGAAUAUGCAGUCAGCCCUACCAAGAGGUGCAACACUCCUCAGGACCAUUUUAUCUUCUGACAAGACGAAUAUAUCGACCAUGACGGGCGACAGAGUUGCACACCCCCUUCUAGUUAGUCUUGCUAACAUACACAUGUCCAUGCGACUCAAGUCGUCUUCGAAUGCCUUUGUACUCACCGCUCUACUUCCUGUCCCAAGAUUCAUCCAUAAGAACAAAUGCAUGUGA
Molecule: messenger RNA, 1005 nt
Organism: Suillus fuscotomentosus
Lineage: Eukaryota; Fungi; Basidiomycota; Agaricomycetes; Boletales; Suillaceae
Exons: 3
Coding region: 1-1005 (334 amino acids)
Source: RefSeq, a predicted model, not a curated record